This is a messenger RNA of Symbiodinium sp. CCMP2592, 984 nucleotides long. Lineage: Eukaryota; Dinophyceae; Suessiales; Symbiodiniaceae. The record is from the annotation of a GenBank genome assembly.
AUGUUUUCUGUGAGAUUCUUGGUAGCCUUUGUGAUACACCGGCGUGUUUGCGCCAUUGAUACGUCCCAUCCUCAUCCGGAUGCUUCCCACGGCCAUAUGGAGGCGACGAUCCUGGCAGAGGGAGAGUCGCAAAUUCGAAGCAUCGUGCGCAAGGAGAACUCAUCGAUAGAUGGCGACAUCUUUCAACUUGAGGACGAAGGCAAGUCUUGCAAGUGCACAGAGGUCGACCUCAAGGGAAAGAAAUGGUCACCCGGUGGCCUGCAGAAGUGCGUGGGCAGCUGCGCAGACGUGAGGAAGAGCGACUCCAAGAACGAUUGCCCAAAGCACUGGAAGAUUAUUUCGCCACGGAACAAGGAGGAUUGGGAGACCUUGAUCGACUUGAAGGUUCUUUCGGACGUCACGGCCCCACACCUGCUCAUUGACGUCACCCAGCCGAAGAACGGAGCUGGCGGAGGCAGGGCGCAUCCCAUGAAUUCUGAUGAGAAAGGUCAGUCUAUGUGGGUGACCAUCGAUGGCAGCGAGUCAUUCGCUCAAGACAGGUUUUUCAUGAGCCCAGCGGAUGCUCGGCCGAACCUGAGUGGCCGUGCGGUGAUAGAAGGCGUGCAGCAGAACCUCAACCUCUCUGAUCGCCAGAUCAGACCGUCAGUCCAAACCCUGCACGACUGGGGGAACACCUCCUCGUCUUCAAUCUGGUACGAGACCGACUGGAUUGAGAGAUUUGGAGACCUGCAUCCCGGGGAGCGAAUCUUGCAGAUCUCGUUCGGCAGUGGCUUCAAGUGCAACUCUGCGGUUUGGGUCGCCCUUCGCGUGGACAAGUCCAAGCAAGGAAAGCCGUUGAAAGAUGAGGCAGCUGAGCCUCUCGUAAGUAACGGAGAUGCCUGUGCGACAUCCGACAACGGGGUGGCUGUGAACGGCAAAAGCUGUCACACAAACGGCAAAAGCAUCCCCACGAACGGAACGUAUGAAGAGAAGAAGAGCCAAUAG